Molecule: messenger RNA, 459 nt
Organism: Nannizzia gypsea CBS 118893
Lineage: Eukaryota; Fungi; Ascomycota; Eurotiomycetes; Onygenales; Arthrodermataceae
Product: 60S ribosomal protein L25
Exons: 4
Coding region: 1-459 (152 amino acids)
Biological process (GO): ribosomal large subunit assembly; translation
Cellular component (GO): cytosolic large ribosomal subunit; ribosome
Molecular function (GO): structural constituent of ribosome
Source: RefSeq, a predicted model, not a curated record
AUGGCUCCCAAGGAUACCAAGAAAGCCACCAAGGCCAGCUCCAAGGCUGGUGCUGCCUCCAAGGCCGUCCUCAAGGGGGCUCACUCGCACAAAGUCCGCAAGGUCAGAACAUCAGCUACCUUCCACCGACCAAAGACUCUGCAGCUGUCUCGAUCGCCCAAGUACCCCCGAAAGUCCAUCCCUCAUGUCCCCCGUAUGGACCACCACCAGGUCAUUGUGCACCCACUCAACACCGAGUCCGCCAUGAAGAAGAUUGAGGAGAACAACACCCUGGUCUUCAUCGCCGACGUCAAGGCCAACAAGCGCCAGAUCAAGCUUGCCCUCAAGAAGCUCUACGACAUAGAAACCGUCAAGCUCAACACUCUCAUCCGACCGGACGGAUCCAAGAAGGUCUUUGCCCGGCUAACGCCAGACAUCGAUGCGCUCGACAUUGCCGCCACCAAGCUCGGAAUCGUUUAA